AUGGCUGCUUACAAUGUUGUCCACAAUGUUCCCUUGCCCUAUCCCUUCAAUGGCGAAAACGAUACCCAUAUACCAUCACUUCAUGCUCCAAGUGUUCUGGGAGACAGACGUGAAGGCCUCGACGACGAUAUAGAUGUGCGACAGGGGGAGCUUAGAGAUUUGCUUGGUCACAGUGGUGAACUAGCUGCAGCUGAAGUAAUUGCCAGAAUGGAAAACCUUUUUACUCAUGCUUUUGGCAACACAAUCCUUGACAAGCUCCCUGGCACCAUAUACACGGAAGUCAUAAAGGGAGAUGAAGGAGCUGAACCACCUUGCCUGAGCAUACGAGGACCUGACUAUCGUCUGCCCCACUUCCAGGACUAUGAGGCCCGCUGGAUCGAAAUCACAACUGUUCGGGAAAGAUGGGGAAGAGUUCGCUACCCCUUCAUUCACACCGUUCACAAUGAAGAGAAGCUUACCCUUGGGGGGAGUGUGUUUGAAAGGUCUUGGUAUGGGAAUGGCAUUAUAACUGAGAUUCUCCUGGUGACCCCGUCAUAUGUCGUGUUCAACGAGGAUGCUCAAGGCAAUGCGGCAGGCGAUGAACCCAUGGGGAAGGGAGGAGCUUGA
This is a messenger RNA of Desarmillaria tabescens, 606 nucleotides long. RefSeq lists its product as uncharacterized. The record is from RefSeq and is a predicted model, not a curated record. The transcript is spliced from 3 exons. Bases 1 to 606 code for a protein of 201 amino acids. Lineage: Eukaryota; Fungi; Basidiomycota; Agaricomycetes; Agaricales; Physalacriaceae.